Mauremys reevesii (Reeves's turtle) is the source of this 1705-nucleotide messenger RNA. RefSeq names its product adenylate kinase 3 (gene AK3). Gene Ontology annotation, biological process: nucleobase-containing compound metabolic process. Lineage: Eukaryota; Metazoa; Chordata; Testudines; Geoemydidae. Bases 219 to 902 code for a protein of 227 amino acids. The record is from RefSeq and is a predicted model, not a curated record. Gene Ontology annotation, molecular function: ATP binding; AMP kinase activity. The transcript has 5 exons. Gene Ontology annotation, cellular component: cytoplasm; mitochondrion.
GGAAGGGAAGGCUGGAGGCGGGGAGGAGGGGCUGGGCUGGGCUUUUUAGGCAGCGCUUCCACUUCCUGGCCCCGCGAGUGCAGCGCGGUCCCGCAGUAGCAGCUGCCUCCUGCUGAGCCCGCACCCGCGGCACUAGCCCUGCUGCAGCCCCGGCUGAGGCUCCCGGGCGCCGGCCAGCGGAACGGUUCCCUCCCCGCGCCCUAGCGCGGCGGCUCGGCAUGGUGGUGCAGCAGCUGCUGCGGGCCGUGAUCAUGGGCCCGCCGGGCUCCGGCAAGGGCACCGUGUCCUCCCGCAUCGUCAAGCGCUUCGCCCUGAAGCACCUCUCCAGCGGGGACCUGCUCCGGGACCACCUGCAGAGAAGGACAGAGGUCGGUGUCAUUGCCAAGACCUACAUCGAUCAAGGGCAGCUUAUUCCAGAUGACCUCAUGACACGGCUGAUGUUGAAUGAGCUGAAAAAUCUACACCGGUACCACUGGCUGCUGGAUGGUUUUCCCAGAACAGUUCCACAGGCAGAGGCUCUGGAUGAAACAUGUCAGAUAGAUACUGUGAUUAACUUGGAUGUGCCAUUUGAGACCAUUAAACAACGGCUCACUGCACGCUGGAUCCAUCCUGCUAGUGGCAGAGUCUACAAUCUUGAAUUCAAUCCUCCCAAAGAUGUUGGCCUUGAUGAUAUUACCAGAGAGCCACUUGUUCAGCGUGAUGAUGAUAAGCCAGAGACUGUUACCAAGAGACUGAAGGCUUAUGAGGCACAGACAAAGCCUGUUCUGGACUAUUACCGGAAGAAAGGUGUACUGGAAUCUUUCUCUGGAACAGAAACCAACAAGAUCUGGCCAAUGGUGCAUGCUUUCCUCCAAACCAAAUUACCAGAAGUGAGCCAGGAGGAAGCUGCCCCACACAGAUGAAGUUGGAUCUUUAUUGAUAAGCACAAGCUACCGGCUGUCUCCAUUUUCAGAGUGAUUCUGUCCAGAAUGUUAGAAACUUGCAAACAUUCAUGGUUUUGUUUUACUGUUUUAUAUGCCAAAUGGAUCAGUAGCUAAGACUGAAUUUCAAACUGUCACCCCUCAGCUUUUCAACUUUGUGCAUUCAGAUUUCACUUCUCUAAUUUUAAAGCUGUAUUUUUAUAUUAAAUUUACCUAAUUCUUGUAAAAUAGUGACUAAUUGUAAUAAAAGCAACUAAAGUUUUAUGUCUGCAUUUGCCAAAAAAAGUCAGUGUCCUUUUUCUGAAACGCUUAGGUGGAUUUUUAGAAAAAUGAAUUUGAGUAAAGGCACACUUUUUUUCUCAACAUGCAUUAAGCAAGAUGGCUUAUAAAAACUCAUGAGCAGAAGUGUUCAAAAUUCACAUUACAGCAAGUGUCACAACUGCUCAUGCUUACCAAGCACCUUUCAGCAAAUGUAGAACAAUGCAUAUUUAUACUGUACUUACUAUACUGUGGAAAAGAUGCCUUUAGCUAGAUACUGUGGAUACCAAAGUCAUGUAGCGAAAGUGGUGUAGCUGGAGGCUGAGUAAGGAAAACAAUAACUUUCUCACAGUCGGUUACGGUUCAAACUCCUGUACUUGUUCGUAGGAUUAGGUUGUCUUGAUAGCCCCACUCUUCCGAACUGGAUCAUUGUCACAAUGUAAAUCACACAGUGAAAAUUUGAAGAUCCUAGUAUCAGUGGGGUUACUGGUAACAGUAACCCAAUGCACCAUUCUGCCCCCAUGGAA